CCCCACCUUCUAUUAAAUUCUGGUCCUUUUUCUUUUUAACUUUUAAGAGUCAGCUAGCACUCGUUCACAUUCACAUUUCCACAAACCCUCAAAUGUUUACAUUCCCAGCGUUACCAGCACACACACACACACAGUAGUAUAUAUACUCAAGUUUUACGCUUUGUAGCUACCACUGCUCUCCAAAGACAAUAAUAGGUUCUCAAGUUCCAUGGAUUGGUCAGACAAGCUCUGCUUUGCAGCUUUACUGAUUGCUGCUGCUGUCAUACAUGGCACCAGUGGAGAUACCACGGUAACUGGCACCGUCUUCUGUGACCAAUGCAAAGAUGGCCAAAUAUCCCUCUUCGAUUAUCCCCUUUACGGCAUAAAGGUAACGAUGGCCUGCCCUGGCAGUAACGGACAACUGGCAGCAUGGAGAGAAGAAACAACGAACUGGGUAGGAGGUUACGCGAUGAGGUUCGAUGGCACACCAGAUUUGAGAGGUUGCUAUGCUCAAGUUUCGGGCGGGCAAGGUUCAUCAGGCUGCGGGGCAGCAGCUGGUCCGCCCAAGUCUCUCAGAUUAAUGUUCAACAUGUUCGAUAUGGAAAUGUACGUUGUUGAUCCCCUGAUUUCUCAGCCUGCACAACCCAUGUCCUUCUGCCCCGGGUCCACCUCUCCCGUACCAGCACCCGUAAACCCUGCAUUACCUCCUCCGGCAACCUCAUUUCCCCAACCACCGCCUGUGGCACGAUCAACUCCAUUGCCGCCAAUUCCAUUUGUGGAAGCUUCAGCUUGCCCGUAUCAAAAGUGGAUAAUGGCAGAAUACAGAUGCCACUGGAAGGUGGUGACACCAGACACAAAGGUGGCGGUUGCGUUCGGAUUGAUAGCUGCGCAGAGAUAUGGGACGGACUUGACGCUGUGGAGAGGGUUGCAAGGGAAAGGGGAAGCUUAUAGGACCCUGCUGAGAGAAGGGACGGCUGCGCUUCUGAAUUCCUACAACAGCAUUCAGUUUGCUUACCAUCCUCUGGCCGUAAUUGAACAUAUGAAUUGGGCGUUGACGGGUUCUUCGGAGCAAGUUUUAGGCACUGCUCUCAAAUUCACGAGGGCCAACUCGGGCAACGCUCAUCUUUCCUGUACGCUUUCUCCUUGCAAGUCAUGAUUUAUCACUACCACUCCAAUCAAUAGUCAUUCCUUUUGCUGUAUCCAUUUUUCAAUGUUGGACUUUGGAUCCUCCUCUUAUAUUUCUACACCUCCUCGUAUUUUGUAGCACUUUUUCAUACCAUAGUAGCAAGCUCCAGCUUGUAUUUAUCAUUAAUUCCAGGUUUUAUUUUAAAAGUUACAAAUA
Molecule: messenger RNA, 1321 nt
Organism: Coffea arabica (coffee)
Lineage: Eukaryota; Viridiplantae; Streptophyta; Magnoliopsida; Gentianales; Rubiaceae
Source: RefSeq, a predicted model, not a curated record